Messenger RNA from Equus caballus (horse), 5020 nucleotides. NCBI's taxonomy places the organism in Eukaryota, Metazoa, Chordata, Mammalia, Perissodactyla, Equidae. The record is from RefSeq and is a predicted model, not a curated record.
CUCCUUCCCUGUGCACCGGUUCCCCCCAGCGUACUUCCCCUCUCGUUUUCGUCGAGAAAUGAGCGAGAGGGAACAGCAAACUUGCAGAGGUCCGGAGACAGGUCGUGGGCCCGCCGGGCCGCCCGCCCCCGCCGCGUGCGCGCGCGCGCAUGAGUGUGUGUGUGUGUGCGUGUGCAAGGGGCCGAGGCUGGAAAGGAAACCGCCUGCCUCGCCGGGGAGAAGGAAGGAGCCUCCCCCUCCUCGCCCGCCCCCUCCCCACUUCCCGUCCAGCUCGGCGCCUCGCUUCCCCCUCCGCCGGCCGCGGGCGCACGGAACCUGCCCAUCGCCGACGAGCUCGAGGCGGCGGAAGCCGAGCGGGAGGAGCCGGCUGGGCGCAUGUCGGGCGGGGAACCCCAGGGCACCCCAGCCGGUGGCGGCGGGGGCCACUGUGCAGGCAGCCAGGAUUGCUUACCACCUGCAGCCUCUUUCCGGAAGAAGCGGUUGGCACGGAGGCCAGGCUACAUGAGAAGCACAGCUGGGCCCCGGAUCGGGUUCCUCUCCCCAGCAGUGGGCACUCCUUUCUGGGCCCAGGGAGGGAUGUGCAGUGAGGAGUCCCACCACUCUGAGUCCAGGGCCAACCCAUGUGGCCUUGACCCUGGAGGCCAGGGGCAAGGCCCCUCCGUUGGGAAUCCUGUUUCCAAGGGCAUCACAGCUGUGACAUCUGUGGACCACCUAGGCCUGGCUCUGACCCCUGUGAGAGGAACCUCAGGGCUCUUUGGGAUUCAGCUCAGAGCUGGCACCAAGCUGCCCGACAGGCUAACCAGGUCUUGUGGCCCUGGGGACACUGGGUGUCAGGAGGAGCUUCCAUCCAUGGACAGCUCUGAGGCCCCAGGCCCUGGUUGGGAUGCAGCCUGCACUGAAGGAGGAAGGGGCACCUGGACCAAAGGCUGUCUUGCCCCAAAGGAGAUGAGUAGUAACAGCUGCAGCCUCCAAAGUGGCCUGAAGUUUCCCUCAGCCCCCGCCGGCUCUCAGGAUGCCUUCACCUCCAGCUUUAGCUUCAUUCAGCUCUCACUUGGCUCUGCCGGGGAACGUGGAGAAGCGGAAGGCUGCCCACCAUCCAGAGAGGCCGAGGCCCCUCAUCAGAGGCCCGAGGAGCUGGAAGCCAAGGCUGUCAGCUUGGACAGCCCCCACGAACACCCUCGACUUCUCUCUCCCGCCUUCAACCUCAAGGCUACUCAGGGCCUAGCAGACUCUGCCCAGGCUGCAGCGGGCAGCCCCCGGCUGGAGUGUGAGAUGGUGUCUUUGUCGGACACGGACGCUGCCUCCUCCUGCUCCCCAGAUUCCUCAUGGUUUGAAGGCAGCAGCUUGGGGGACUCUCACCGUUGGGACGAGCUGCUUGGGAAAUGCGAGCCCGUGCUGCUGGACUGCCUGCUGAGUGACCGGAGGCAACUGGAGGUAAAAUCCUUAAGAUUAAAGCUUCAGAAACUUCAAGAAAAAGCAGUUGAGGAUGAUGAUUUUGAUAAAGCUGAGAUGUUGAACCAAAGAUUAGAAGACCUGGAGAAAGAGAAAAGCAGCCUGCACUUUCAGCUUCCUUCGAGGCAGCCGGCCCUCAGCAGCCUCCUGGGCCACCUGGGAGCACAGGCCCAGGCUGCCUUGCGCCGGGCCGCUCAGCAGGCUGGUGGUGACGACACCCAGGCCCCACUCAGGAUAGAGCCAAAGACGUUGGAACCUACUGCUCAGGAUAACCUACAUGUGUCCAUCACCAGACGAGACUGGCUUCUUCAAGAAAAGCAGCAGUUGCAGAAGGAAAUUGAAGCCCUCCAAGCGAGGAUGUCGGUGCUGGAAGCAAAAGAUCACCAGCUGAGAAAGGAAAUAGAAGCUCAAGUGCAGCUCCUCCCGUGGCAGGGCUGCGACCUGACUCCCCUGAUGGGCAGGCUGUCCCUGGGUGAGCUGCAGGAGGUCAGCAAGGCUGUGCAUGACACCCUGGUCUUAGCCAAUCAGAUUCCCCUCUGUGCAGAACCGCCUGAAACCGUAAGGAGCCUCCAGGAAAGGAUAAAAUCCCUCAGCUUGUCACUUAAAGAAAUCACUGCCAAGAUCUGUCUGAGUGAGAGACUCUGCAGUACUCUGAGGAAGAAACUUAACGAUAUUGAAACCCAACUCCCAGUGCUGCUGGAGGCCAAAAUGCUUGCCGUAUCAGGAAACCAUUUCUGUACAGCGAAGGAGCUCACAGAGGAGAUUAGGUCAUUAACAUCAGAGAGGGACGGGCUGGAGGGACUCCUCAACAAGCUGUUGGUGCUGAGUUGCAGGAAUGUCAAAAAGCUGGGACGUGUUAAAGAAGAUUACAACAGCCUGAGAAGAGAACUGGACCACGGGGAAGCCGCCUACGAAACAAGUGUGAAGGAGAAUACUGUGAAGUACAUGGAAGUGCUUGAAAAUAAACUGCGCAGCUGCAAGUGUCCGCUGCUUGGAAAAGUGUGGGAAGCUGACUUGGAAGCUUGUCGGCUGCUUAUCCAGAGCCUGCAGCUCCGGGAGGCCAGGGGCAGCCUGUCUGCAGAAGAUGAGAGACAGAUGGAUGACUCAGGGGGAGCCACCUGUGCAACCGUUCCUGCCAUCCCCUCCAGGCCCCACUCUGAAGAUGAGAGGAAGACCCCUUUGCAGGCAUUCGAAGAAUGGAAGGCUUACCUGACCCCAUCUCCUCACUGUGCUGGCAGUGAACAGAAAGAGGAGCCUUACAUCUUUUCUGCAGAACUUGGAGAAAAGUGUGAAGCCAUAGGCAAGAAGUUAUUGUACCUAGAGGAUCAACUUCACACAGCCAUCCAGAGUCACGAUGAAGAGCUCAUUCAGUCUCUCAAGAGGGAGCUCCAGAUGGUGAAGGAAACUCUGCAGGCCAUGAUCCUGCAGCUCCAGCCAGCAAAGGACGCAGGAGAAAGAGAGGCUGCAGCUUCCUGUGUGACAGCUGGUGUCCGGGAAGCACAGGCCUGAGGCAUGACAGGAUGGGGGAAGGAGGAAAGAGCGCAGCUCCUGCCUCCGUCAGGAUCUAUGCACAUGAGACAAUUUUUGCCACUUCCUGAAGUCACACUGUCAUUUUCAGAAGGCAGCUGGUGCUUUGCUGGGGCUCCCGUGCUGUGCAGAGCUGCUGUCCUCAGUCAAGGAGAUGCCCCGGCUCACACCAGCCAUUGGCCACGGUUCAGGGAACAGAGCAAAGCACAGUGUUUGAAUUUGCUCAUUGUCAAUUUGCUGGUUGUGUUCUCUACAGUUUUAUCUUCAGCAUUUUUGAAAAUAUAUGAUACAUAUUUUAAUAAGUAUAAUCGGUUUGUUCCAGGAAUUCUUGGUUUUUUGAUGAUGGACCAAAUUCCUGAAUUAUUUAUAACUAUAGCUAAAAAUUAUUAUGUACUCAUCACAUGGCACUUGAAAUCCUUGAAUCUUUAAAUUGAUUCCAGUAAAGCAAAACUUGGGAAGAGUCAGAACUGCCCGUAUUGUCCAUAAGGAAUCCGUAGUUUGACGUGCGUCAUUUUAAAAAGCCUCCCAGAUGGAAGGCAUGUUCACAGUCACUGCCCCAAGUGUUUUGUGUUACUCAGGCAUCAUCAUGAAUAAUUCUGUGAGGUCCUGAUGUAUUUGAAAAGCCUGGAAGCUGAUAACUGCUCUGAGUGGCCCCCCAAAUAAGGGUUCUCUGGGACCCUCAGUGGACAAUGUGUUCCUUUCCUUGUUGAGAGGCCUGACCAAGUUUAAGUACUGGGGCAGGUGAAUGAUGCUUUUACCACGUGCUGCAACUCAUCUCUAGCCUUUGCUGGUGUCUGAGUCAGUCAGGAAGCUUGCUAAAGGCCAGGGGUCCUCCGCUGGCCACACAGCUGUCUCAGGACAAACCCCCUCUUUGGCCACUGUGACCACAGAAGACCCAGGACCAUUUACCUCAAACAAUAAUACAGGGCAGUUUUUGUGAGGGCAACAUAAAAAGAAAUUAAGGCUUGAGUUUAAAAGCAACAAGACAACAACAAUUACAGUUUAAACUUUUAUGGAGACAGUCAAGAUCACAAGCCAAAGGGCAGAUUGAAAGUGGUGACUUCGAUGCUCAUCUGCCUGUGCCACAGUGUGAGAGAAUAAAUGAUACAUUACAUGGCCCCGCGUGCUGAGACGCUGGCGUUGAAAUGGCUGCCGGUUUAUCUUUCAGCAGCCCGAGUCGGGGCACCUUCUCAGUCUGUAACAGCCUCAGUUCCUUCCAACUUCCUGAAAUUUCAAGAUCAAAAUGAUCCUUCCCCAAAUCAUAUGAAUAUAAGAAAGUUUUCUUCCUCUGCCAUCGGGGUGGUCUGCCCAUCCGGGGAACAUGUAAGGGCUCGUGUGUAUGUGCUGGGAUGUCCUAAGACCUUUAAAGUCAUUAUCACCGUUAAUUCUUAUAGCAACCUUAGGAUGUGGGUGUUUGUAGAUGGCCAAACUGAGCCUUAGGAAACUAAUUAACUUCCUCAAGGCACAGAGCUGGUAAGCACUGAAGCAACAGUAGCACUUGGAGAUAGGUAGAAUGCUCGUAACUGGUGUUCUUUCUAAAGUGCCUUUAAUGUCUCUUUGGGACUUUGAGCCAUGGAACUUACUAGUUCACUUAAGAACUCGUGGUUGCCUUGGAAGUCCUUCCUGGAGAGUCAGAGGAACUGAGCCUCGGGAAUCUUGACUUCCCACUGCCCGAGGUGAGCCCCACUGUCCCGCGGCCGUCAAGGCUGGGCUCAGACAGGCUGAAGCCCACCUGCCCACCCACCACUGUCCCAACUAACCGUUCAUUCCCAAUCCACCACAACAGCCUUGCCAGGAGCAACCACUUACUGCCUAACGCGGGGCACGUUUUCUUGAAAAUCCCCAUCCAACUGGUGUUUUUCAGAAAGCAUUCGAGAGAGCAACCUAGCACUCAUUGGUCAAUGCCUUUUUGUCUAAGUGACUCGAUACUUUUAUUUUUAACAUCCUCACCUUGUCUAAUCUUUGAAUUUUGUCAUAUAAUUUAUUGCUUCAUGAAGUUUACUUUUUGUUACAUGAAAUUAAAACUGAUAUUCAAGCAUGG